UACAUUUGUCGGUCAUCGAUCAGAGCUGAGCCUUGUUUGUUCGAGAGCCGAAUAGGAUCAACAAUUUUUGGGAAAGAAAUACACUUCAAAAUAAUCGAUAAUGGGUUCCAGAACGUCUUCUCUCCUGCAACAGGAGGAAAUAGAGGAAAUUCAGCAAGAAACGGGUUUUUCUCCCAAACAAAUUGUCCGAUUGUACAGUCGCUUUACAAACUUGGAUAAGAGUGACAGAGGAAUGCUCAGGGUGGAGGAUCUGUACCGCAUCCCAGAGCUGGUCAUCAACCCGUUAGGAGAACGUAUCAUCCAGACAUUCUUCUUAGAGUGUGAGUCUGAUCAGAUCAACUUCAGACAGUUUAUGAAGACCCUAGGGCUCUUCAGACCCUACAAGAAACGCUAUGGUCCGGAGGCCAUCAACACCAGAGAGAAGAAACUCAAAUUUGCCUUCCAAAUGUACGAUGUGGACAAUGAUGGCAGCAUAGCACGAGACGAGCUGCUGGUACUGCUCCAUAUGAUGGUUGGAUCUAACAUCACGGAAGAGCAACUUGGUGCUAUCGCAGACCGUACCCUCUUAGAAGCAGACUUGGAUGAAGAUGGUCAGAUCUCAUUUGAAGAAUUUAUCAAGGCACUUGAGAAGUCUGAUUGUGAACAGAUGAUGAGCAUUCGCUUCCUCAACUAGAGUCCAUGAUUCUGCAAAUGGAUCAAAACUAUGACUGAAAAUAAAUGCAAGAAUAAUUUGGAAAAUUAGCACAAGUCUGAUUCAGGAUAUUGACAAUGGAUCUAAACCAUCCUCCCGUCAGUGGAAAUGCUGGAACCUCAUCUUUAUUCUAGAUUGGAUGUUGGAUCUGUAGUUUUCCUGUUCAACGUUUGCAGGGCUGAUAUCCUAUCCCUUGAACCGAAAUCCAAAUUCAUCCCUUUUUUUCAUAGCAUAUGCAUGGUACAUACUCCUACCUGAAAUGUUGAUAUGUAUGAAAGGCACAAUAUUAGCUGGUCUACUAAUAAUAAGUUGAUCACUGUUUAUCUCUUCUUCUUCGGAUUUAUAUUUGUAUUAAAUAUUUUACUGAAUAACACUUUAGAUGAAAAAGAAUGUGGAAUUAGAUUACAUGUAAAUGCUGGAAGCGUAUUAUACAUUAUGCAAAUAUUUUAAAGUUUAUACUACUCAGCUAUAUUAAUGUGUUGUCCAUAAAAGAAUAUUUUAUCCCAUCUUUGCUUGCUUGCCACUUGCUCCAUUGUAGAUGAUAGAUUCAUGCAUCAAGAUCAAAUACAUAUAAUUUACAAGUAAACCUAUGGAUCAAAUAAGAAAUACCAGAUCUUUUGAGGAUGAAUGAUAUUUCACUUUAUCCGGCCCUUGUAUGUUAUUUGUAUGUGAUGAGAAAAUUAUGUGUUGCCUAGGAUUAAUUAUGACUAGAUUAUCAACAGUACUUUAAGAUUACCAAACGUUAUUGCUAAAUACUGUUUGUAAAAUGCUUAUGAUGUAUAUUUCAAGCACAAUUGUUCAUGAAUAAGGUUAUGGUAUGUAAGGGUUUGUUUUGUUAUCUCUGCCAGGAAAAUAUUGGUUUAAGUUCAAUUUAGUGCAAUUAUGAAAGAAAAUUAUGACCAUAUUUUUUCAUGAGGUAAAAAACUUCAAAAAAUAAUUUGUGCACAGCUUCAUGUAGAGUAUAUAAAAUAAACCUUAGAAAAAAAGAAUUACACUGCAUUCUAUUGAUUAACGGAUAAGGAGUAUAAUGAAAAUGAAGAAUAACGUAAAAGUACGCACACGGAGCCCAAGUGAGGGCCCUAUUUUAUGCGAGUGCAUACGGAUAUGUUAAGUAGCCUACUCACAAGUUGCUUUUAUGUUAAUUGAGAGUAUUUAAACUUGCAAAAUUUCUUGUCAGAAGUAAUAUUUGAAGUUCAUAAUUUUGUGAUGAUUGGUACACUUUGAGACUUAUGGAACAUACCCAACAGAUCUUACAUUGGAUCUAUGUAUUGCUUUGACAUGCAUGGAAUUGCAACUGAAAUAAUAUGAAAGUUUACAAUUGUUUGCUCUCUUUAAAUAAAAAUGUUACUGCUGUAUAUACCAUAUGCAGAUUACUCUUUGUUUAGGAACUGCACUAUUUUCAUUAUAAAGCAGUGGAAAAUUCAUAUCUAUCCUUAAAAAGUACCUAUAUUAUAGGGUAUAUUUGAGUAGCUCAUAAAUAUAUAUAAAAUAUGAAUUACCUGUAAACUAACUCAGCAGCGACCUGAUUCACCAUUUUUCAACGCUGUGAGGUGAAUUUUGUUGAAUAUCAUUGAUAAUAAUUUGUUUUUCAAUGAAUUGGUGUAUUAUUUUGUAACAAAAUGUUUAUAUGAAUCUUUUAUCAUCUAUGUAAUUUAAAUAAAGUAUAAAAGAAAUAAAGGAAAUAUAUCACAGAAAGUAUAAUGUUAUAACA
Molecule: messenger RNA, 2402 nt
Organism: Strongylocentrotus purpuratus (purple sea urchin)
Lineage: Eukaryota; Metazoa; Echinodermata; Echinoidea; Camarodonta; Strongylocentrotidae
Product: calcineurin B homologous protein 1
Exons: 5
Coding region: 101-673 (190 amino acids)
Molecular function (GO): calcium ion binding
Source: RefSeq, a predicted model, not a curated record